Amyelois transitella is the source of this 4173-nucleotide messenger RNA. RefSeq names its product ATP-binding cassette sub-family C member 4. Gene Ontology annotation, molecular function: ATP binding; ATP hydrolysis activity; ABC-type transporter activity. Gene Ontology annotation, cellular component: membrane. The coding region runs from base 1 to 4083 and encodes 1360 amino acids. The transcript is spliced from 29 exons. The record is from RefSeq and is a predicted model, not a curated record. NCBI's taxonomy places the organism in Eukaryota, Metazoa, Arthropoda, Insecta, Lepidoptera, Pyralidae. Gene Ontology annotation, biological process: transmembrane transport.
AUGGACACAGGCCCUAAACAGAAGAGAGAAACUAAUCCACGUUACAAAGCGAAUAUCUUUUCUAUUUUGACUUUUGGAUUUACUUUAGAAACUUUCAAACUAGGAUAUAGUCGAGAUAUCAGGGAAAAUGAUUUGUAUGCCCCAUUGCCUGAACACAGAUCGGACAUUUUGGGUGACUCUUUUCAAAAAACUUGGGAAAAAGAGGUGGAAGACAGUAGCAAUAGAAACCGAAAGCCCAGCCUGUGGAGAGUUCUCGUUAAAAUAUUCGGAUGCGAGAUGAUGUUAUAUGGUCUGAUAUUGGCAGCUAUGGAAUUUCUAAUCAGAUUGCAGCAACCGCUGUUUCUUGGCCUACUACUGCGGUAUUACAGUCCUACUCAAGAAGAGCGGAAUGAGACCAUUCAUGCCACCUAUUUGGGCCGACUUUUUUCGUACUACGACGUACAUACUAACGUCGCAUGGGGGGAGGCUGUAUUCUUCGCUUUUGGUGUCAUAUUUUGCAGCGCUAUUAACGUGUUUGUAGCACAUCCCUUUAUGAUGGGUGUUAUGCAUAUCGGCAUGAAAAUGCGAGUCGGAAUUUGCAGUCUCAUAUACAGAAAGGCUUUAAAAGUUAGUCUCCAAGCUUUGUCUGAAAAUGAUGGUGGAAUGGUGGUGAAUUUGAUGGCGAACGAUGUCAAUCGCUUUGACACUGGACCUAUUUUUGUUCAUUACCUUUGGAUUGGGCCGGUUGAGAUUCUCUUAAUGACCACUUAUCUGUACCGGGAGUUGGGAAUGCCUGCCAUUUAUGGAUCCUUAGUUAUUGCUGCUAUGAUCCCGUUUCAAAUAUUUUUGGGGGUCCGCACUUCCCACUAUAGAAAAGAAACAGCUUUAAAAUCUGAUGAAAGAGUAAGAUUGAUGAAAGAAAUUAUUAUGGGUAUGGAAGUUAUAAAAAUGUAUACUUGGGAGCAGCCGUUCCAGAAAAUUAUAAGCAGCAUAAGACGAAACGAGGUGUACUAUAUAAAGAUGACAUCUUAUAUCCGUGGCGUGGUGUUGUCUUUCAUAAUGUUCACAUCGCGUUUUGCCAUCUUUAUCAUUGUGCUGUUAUAUGUCACCUUCGUGAACCGUAUAACCGUAGAGAAAGUAUUCUUCCUCACUUGUUACUAUAACAUAUUGAAACAAACGAUGACACUUUAUUUUCCACAAGCUGUUGGACAGAUAGCCGAGUUGAAAGUCGCGAUUCAAAGGAUUCGAGAUUAUUUACUUAGUGAAGAAUGUGAACUUCCGCCAAAAGACGAUUCUGAACUUCGGAAUAAUCUAAACAGACCUAAAAAGAAAGUUACUAUAGUCGUUGAACCAAUCAUAUUUCCAAGUCGAACUAUAAUAAAUGAUGAAUUACCUACCACAAGUACUUCACAAAAUAAACCGAUGGAUGCAAAUAAAGAGCGAACACGAGAAGCCGUGGUUAUAUUUACGGAUGCGUGCAGUCGAUGGAUAAAAUCAUCACGUCGAGAUGAUGUAAUUAAUAUAAACUUUAAAAUUUUAUCUGAAUCCUUAACUACUAUCAUUGGAGGAGUUGGAUCUGGGAAAUCAACACUGUUGCACAUGGUGCUCGGUGAGCUUCCGUGCUCAAGCGGCUCUGUCGAGACAAUCGGAUCCGUGAGCUAUGCUAGCCAAGACCCUUGGCUUUUUGUUGGUUCAGUUCGUCAGAAUAUUCUUUUCGGACAGCCUUUUAAGAGAUCUCGUUACAUGGAAGUAUGUAACGUAUGUGCUUUGGAAAGAGAUAUAUCGUUAUUUCCUCACGGCGAUAAAACAGUAGUCGGAGAACGAGGAGUGUCUCUAAGCGGAGGUCAACGAGCAAGGAUUAAUUUGGCUAGGGCAGUUUACAAAGAAGCUGAUAUAUAUUUGUUGGAUGAUCCAUUAUCAGCAGUAGACACACAAGUCGCCAAGCACAUAUUUGAGAGAUGCAUCAAAAGGUAUUUAGAAGACAAAACAGUUAUAUUGGUAACUCAUCAGCUGCAGUUUAUAAAAUCAGUAGAACAGAUAGUAGUUAUGGAAAAAGGAAAAGUUCUCGCUGAAGGAAAAUACGAAGAUCUAAAAAAACAAGAGCUGAAGAUAUUCCAAUUAAUGGAGAGCAACCGCAGGGAAGUUCAUGAAGAUGAUGAUUCCAAUGUACAACAUAGUACUUCUAUCGCCCAACCUAGUACUCUAAGCAUGUACAGACGGGCAUGGUCUACAGUUUUAGAAAACAGCGUAUCAGAACAAAAACAGGAAGCAGAAAUGCAAACUUCAGGUCGAGUACACGGUUCAGUCUACAAAGAGUAUUUUAUGUCAGCAGCGUCAUGUCCGCUCGUUUCUAUUGUGUGCUUGCUGUUCCUUCUGGCCCAGAUCUGUGCAAGUGCAUGCGACUACUGGAUAAGCAGAUGGAGUAAUGUCGAAGAUAAAUUAACUGGGGACACCACUCUGGACAAUAUUACGUGGUCAGAACAAGGGCUCGUACGAAGUCAAUUUUGUUUCAUUUUUGGAUUGAUCACGUUGACUACUAUAGUAGUCGCAUUAAUUCGAGCAUUCUCAUUCUUUUCUUUAUGUAUGAAAUCAUCUAUUUCGCUUCACGACAAAAUGUUCAAAGCAAUUUCACGUUCGCCAAUGAGUUUCUUCCACACCAACCCUUCAGGUAGGGUGUUAAACCGAUUUAGCAAAGAUAUGGGAGCGGUUGAUGAACUAUUACCUCAAGCAAUGAUUGAUUGUUUUCAGAUAAUCCUAAACUUAAUUGGCGUCAUAGCGGUGAUCUUGCUGACUGAUAUUGCUCUUUUGAUACCAAUUAUUACGGCGCUAAUAAUAUUUUACAUAUUGCGGGUCAUUUAUAUACGCACUACUGGUGCUGUCAAACGGCUGGAGGGCAUCACUCGCAGUCCAGUAUUCAGUCACAUAAACGCCACAGUACUAGGGUUGGCGACCAUUCGUUCGUUCGGCGCCGAAUUCUUGCUGGCCGUUGAGUUCGACCGCCACCAAGACUUGCACAGCGCCGCUUGGUACCUUUUCAUCACGUGCAGCCGGGCCUUCGGCUACUUCCUCGAUUGCAUUUGCCUGCUGUUUAUCAUCUGCGUUACUUUUAGCUGCUUGAUGAAAAUUGAUAUGGAAGGCAGUCAAAUAGGCCUUGCGAUCACGCAGUCUAUAUCCCUAACCGGCAUCUUCCAGUGGGGCAUGCGGCAGUCGGCGGAGAUGGAAAAUCAGAUGACUAGUGUCGAAAGAGUAUUGGAGUAUACCAAGUUGCCUCAGGAACCGGCUUUGCAAACUCCCGAGGAGAAGCGUCCUUCGCACGGGUGGCCCAGAGAAGGAGCCAUAAACUUCCAAAAUCUUAGUAUGAAAUAUGCACCGGAAGGGAGUUACGUUUUGCAUAAAUUGACAUUCAAUAUCAAACCUCAAGAGAAGAUUGGAAUAGUUGGUCGCACGGGUGCGGGGAAAUCCUCCAUAAUACAGGCAUUGUUCCGACUGGCAUACCUUGAAGGAACCAUUUCCAUAGAUGAUGUGGACAUCUCCUCGCUAGGUCUUCAUGACUUGAGGCAGAAAAUCUCUAUAAUACCUCAAGAGCCCGUGUUAUUCAGUGGAACAUUGAGAAAGAACUUGGAUCCUUUCAACAACUACCCAGACGAUGUCUUGCUAAAUGCGCUAAACAAUGUCGAGAUGCAGAUGCAAGAGGACGAAGGCAUUCUUUACUACCAAGUGGCAGAAGGCGGCAGCAACUUCAGCGUAGGCGAGCGGCAGCUAGUCUGCCUGGCUCGUGCUAUAGUCAACAACGACAGAAUUCUAGUACUGGACGAGGCCACUGCCAACGUGGACGCACAGACGGACGCGCUAAUACAGACCGCCAUUAGAGAACACUUCAGACACUGCACUGUGCUCACUAUCGCGCAUAGACUGAACACAGUCAUAGACUCGGAUAAGAUUCUUGUACUGGACGCGGGCAAGCUAAUAGAGUUCGAACACCCGCACAUACUGCUGCAGAACAAAAAGGGCGCCUUCAGGAAAAUGGUGGCGGAAACCGGCCCGGCCAUGGCGCAGCUUCUACAUCAACAAGCGGCUCAGAGUUACAAGAGCGCCGAGGCGUAGUGACAAAAUAUUUAACAAAAAUAUUUUAUUUUAAAAUACCUUAUUCAUAUUUAAAAUAAUUUACAAUAAAUAACAUACAUUAAUAACGGC